This is a messenger RNA of Aspergillus fischeri NRRL 181, 1671 nucleotides long. Its product is annotated as splicing factor cactin. NCBI's taxonomy places the organism in Eukaryota, Fungi, Ascomycota, Eurotiomycetes, Eurotiales, Aspergillaceae. Gene Ontology annotation, cellular component: cytoplasm; spliceosomal complex. Gene Ontology annotation, biological process: mRNA cis splicing, via spliceosome. The coding region runs from base 1 to 1671 and encodes 556 amino acids. The record is from RefSeq and is a predicted model, not a curated record. The transcript has 5 exons. Gene Ontology annotation, molecular function: protein binding.
AUGUCGUCGCGACUGCCUGACAGAACAGGCUCUAAGCGAAGCCGCUCUCGCUCCCCUUCAUCGUGGCGCCAGCCCCAAAAAUAUCACCGCAAAUACGACGAGAGAGACCGACACCGGGACGGUAGAAAAUGGGAGGAUGGAAACAGUCGACCAUCGCAGCCGCCGGUAAGGAACAUGCGAGACCAGGUGCGUCUCAAUCAGUUACAGGAGGACGAGCAAGUGCGUGAAUGGGUGGCGCAGGAGGACAUGUUUGUUCUCAAGCAAGCGAAAAAGAAGGCCGAGAUCCGCGUCAAAGAGGGUCGUGCGAAACCAAUAGAUUGGCUUACAGUUACUCUGCGAGUUAUUGAUCCAACACGGAAUCCUCUUGACGACGAAAUUGCGGACUCAGAGCUGGAUCUGGUGGACCCCGAUGGUGUUUUCGAAGGGUUAUCUCUGAGUCAAUUACUUGACUUGGAGAAGGAUAUUGAUACAUUCCUGAGCUUGGAGAAGAAUUCACAGAAUAGGGAUUUUUGGAAAACAAUGAAGGUUAUCUGUCGAGAUCGCCAGAAAACGACUGCCCCCGAAGGACGUGCCCUCAGCUCCGUUGCCGCUGACAUCAAUCGACUCUUAAGCCCGAAAACAUACGAGCAACUCGAGACCCUUGAGGUGCAGGUCAGGAAGAAGCUGGACUCUAACGAGCCUAUCGACACCGAUUAUUGGGAGGAGCUUUUGCGCAGCCUGACGGUGUGGAAAGCUCGCGCUAAGGUGAAGAAGGUCCACCAGGCCGUGAUCGAUGAGCGUGUCAGAGGGUUGCGCAAACAACAAUAUGAAGAGGCUGAAUCUAUCCGAACGAAGCUCGCUCCCCUUGCGCCCGUCAUUCAGACCUAUCAGGAACGACCUCAAGAGCUUAGUGAGAAAGAAAUUCGUGAUCUAGAUCCCGAACCAUUGCUCCAGAUUCGUCCAGAGGAUAAAGGGUUGGAAAUAUUGGAUGAAGGGGCUUUUCUCAAUCAAGUCGCACGCGAGCGACAAAAGAUUCUAAAGAUGGGCUUUGUUCCCCUUCGUCUGCGGCAGACGGAGAGACCUUCUGCAGCUUCCGCAAGCCAGACAACGAACAUGUCUGCUGCUACAGCAUCCACCCGCUUCUCAUCGAUUCCCAAUGAGGAUUUCUCGCAAGCGACGAAAGCUCUUUACGAGAGAGAACUUGCUAAAGGAGUCAGUGAAAACGAGGAGAUCUUUACGGGCGAGGAAUCUGUCAGCACGGGUGCGCAACCGCAGUGGGCCAGCAAGUACCGACCUCGCAAGCCGCGGUACUUCAACCGGGUGCAAAUGGGGUAUGAGUGGAACAAGUACAACCAGACGCACUAUGAUCAUGACAAUCCGCCACCAAAAGUUGUCCAGGGCUACAAGUUCAACAUUUUCUACCCCGAUCUUAUCGAUAAAACAAAAGCCCCUACGUACCGCAUUGAACGCGAGCAUGGGCGGAAACGCGGACAAUCAUUUGCUGCUGCUGGCGAAGAGGAUACGUGCCUUAUUCGAUUCAUGGCUGGACCUCCGUACGAAGAUAUCGCAUUCCGGAUCGUAGACAAAGAGUGGGACUAUAGCGCCAAGAGAGAGAGGGGAUUUAAAAGCACGUUUGACAAGGGAAUCCUACAACUUCAUUUUCAGUUCAAGCGAAUCUACUACCGGAAGUGA